Molecule: messenger RNA, 2646 nt
Organism: Anopheles coluzzii
Lineage: Eukaryota; Metazoa; Arthropoda; Insecta; Diptera; Culicidae
Exons: 4
Coding region: 104-985 (293 amino acids)
Molecular function (GO): acyltransferase activity, transferring groups other than amino-acyl groups
Source: RefSeq, a predicted model, not a curated record
UUGCUGCUUGGGGAGUUUGUAAUACGUUGCAUCCAACAGAUGAGCUACGUGUUUUCUCGCGAAAUCAUAUUUUCAGUUUGGUCCUGUUAUUGACAAAAUUGAGAUGGGUGGUACGAUGGAACCGCUACGACCAGCUAGUACAGAAGAAAUAAAACAACUCAUUGAAAACUACCAGGAAAAGAUUCCAGAGCAUGUUCAGUUUGUGUUAAUAUUGCAAAACAUUUUGCGAAUAAACAAAACAAUUCCUGAGCAUAUUCGCGAAGAACUAUCGCAUAGAGUACAAAAGACGAUUUACAUUCCAACAGGAGGAAAUUUCAACCAAAGUGCCACGUUUGUGGCCAUCAGUCGUGAGGAGGAUUUAUACAUCAUGGCUCAUUCACUAGAAUCGCCUCCCUAUGAGCUAUGUAACGCAAUUCGAACAACUAAAUAUAUUAAGUGGAAUCUGAAACCUGUCUUUGUCAUUGGUGGUGCAAAAGAACUUCAAACCGAAAUUCACCACAAGGCAUUCGAGUUUAAACAUAAAGUACAUACAUCUGAUUUCAUUAAUUACUGGAUUCCGCCAAAUGAAGCCUCUAAGCUCGAAGUUGUUGUUCCAAACGAGGUACAGCUAAAACCAUUAGAAAAAAUGCAUGGAAAACAAAUCAACGAUUGGUGGCCCUAUCGUUACAAAACAUCGCAAAGCUAUAUUGAAUCGGCAAUUCAAUAUAAUGGAAGUCUCGGUUUAUUCGACAAAGUAUCGGGAAAUCUCGUGGCUUGUGUAUUUAAAAAUGAUCUCGAUGGUAUCGCUCACCUGUACACAGUUCCACAUUGUAGCAAUAGAGGCUAUGGUAGUACGUUAGUCAAAGCAAUGACACAUCUGAUAGCACAUGACCAUAAACAGCAUGUGCAAACAUUCAUUAGCUCAAAUAAUGAAAAGUCAAUCCGAAUAUUUGAAAAACUUGGAUUCCUACCAGUCAACAACAUACAAUGGUUAGUCAUGGAUUAAAUUGAACUCACAAACAUCGACAAAAUUGCGUAUCUUUCAGAUGCAAAACUAUAUAAUUACACUUUACUGCAUUAUCUACCUACAAUACGAUACCUAUAUGCGUAUGCCCAUAUUUAGAACACCACUCAUCUUAUCAAGGCGAGCUUUACUGUUUUGACAUCAACUUAAGCUAAUUUACAUUUCACAUGUGAAUUCAAUACAAAAUAAAAUCAAGUGCUAUCAACAUACUCUAAUAUCAAGAAAAACGAGGAUUGUACAGACACUGGCUUUAAGAGGAGAACAAAAGGUCUUCUAUUAUAUUUCAUGUCCAACCUCAUAGUUCCAACUCAAUUAUAAUUUAGCCAAAUAUGGGACCUUUCACGAUGCUAGCCAGCUUUUUAUAUGGAGAUUGACAUUUUGCGGCUGAAAUUAGUUGUUGACAACUCCAUACAAAACCACACACAAAACUAGCCUACGAUUUUCAGCCUAGAUUAUUUCAGCCUCAAAGUUAGAAUCAGAUUUGAGUACCAGCUUGAAAAAAUGUAAAUACAAGGUUGUUUUUUUCUUCAUCCCAAGGUGUAUUAAAGAGAUCAGGAGGUAGAAUUUAGAAUCAAAGUGUAUGUAGACCAGGUGGUCCCGUCCCAUAUAGCUUGACAACUAAUUUCUGAAUAAAAAAAAAAGUUCUAUUUGACAGAAAGGAUAGGAUUCCAUAGGAUUUGAACGUUUGCCAUAGCAGCACCUACGUAAUAGACAUUAGUUACUAAUCGAAGAUGUUGUAUUGAAUCAAAAACGGAUGUUACAUCAUUCAUAUUUAAUUUAGCUUACAAAUCGCAGUCUUUCACGUGUUUGAAGUGCUUUUACUAAAGAGAACGUAGAUUUUAAAAGUGUUUUGUACGUCAAGUUACCGGUUUUGUCAAAAAGUGGCCUUCUAAUUUUGUUUUAAAAAACAGGCUAUGAGACCACCGUGUAGGAACGUUGAAAAUUUGUAUGCAGAGUUUGACAAUUGUCUCCCACAAUAUCACCCAGCAGAAGCAGUAAAAAUCAACCUUCUAAAUACAUACACUUUUUGAUAAGUCCACUUGAAUAUUAUACCCAGUUUUAUAGCUGCUCGAAUACUGCUAUACAAUACAAAGAUCUGAUAGACUGCAACUUCAGCCUACGGUCUUAAAAGGGAAAAGUGCCCUAAGAUGGAAUCCAAUAAUUUUUAUUUGUUUUAAAGUGGUCAUUAACAAAGUAAUUCGUAGAAACGAAAAAUAAUCUAUGUCUCACGAAUAACUCCUUUGCAUUUGUUUUUUAUCUCUUUAAAAAUGGUAAGUAGUCACAUAACUUGGUUCGGAUAUUUAAAAAAUUAAAUCUGAAAUUUUAUUGAUCUUUUAGCUCCACCCAAUGCAUUACACACUUUCAGAUUUUCGAAUGGUGCCUGUGCAUUAUCAUGUUCAAGCGACAGUGAAAUACUUGAUGGUUCAUUUAUUUUAUACAGCUGCCCUGAUUAUCUUAUCACAAAUAAUACCAAAUAUUAACCUUCACCUCUUAUAAUAUCUUAUCUCGCGAUCAUGUACCUGGACUAAGCAUGUCAUCCAUGGUUUUUUUGUGUAGCUAAUUGUGUGUAAAAGUAGAUAAUAAUUAAACGUGUAUCGAUGCUUUGUGCGCCGAAUAAAGAAGAUUGGUGUUGUGAACAGGAA